UGUACACACACGUGGGUUUUGUUAUGAUAGACGUCGGCAGGUUUGCUAGGAUGACCUGAAGGGUAUCUUCUCCAAUUACCAGGUAUCUGCUCGCCUAUCGGAUGUCAUUCCCUGGGUUCUACGUCUGCAGCUACGUGAAGGUCUAGUCACUAUUAAACAUAACAAAGAAAAUGUCAUCUAUCGCUAGCAGGGGACUGUCGAUUAUAACUCGGCGAAUUCCGAAAUUUGGGAAGAUGACGUCGUGUUCUGCAGGGGGACGGGUUUUUGGGCGCCGUCUGUCGUCCUCGACAGGCCAGGUUCUUGAUGUCAGUGGUGUGUACCCCCCGAUAGCCACACCCUUCAACGAGGAUGAGACAAUUGCGUAUGACCGACUGCAAGAAAACAUGCAACGUUGGAACAAAAUACCAUUUAGAGGUUAUGUGGUACAGGGCUCAAAUGGAGAGUAUGCUUACCUGACCAAGGAGGAGAGGAUAGAUAUGGUACGCAAGGUGAAGACUAUGGCAGACCCGAACAAGCUUAUCAUUGCAGGUUCAGGCUGUGAAUCAACACGCGACACAAUAGAGAUGACCAAUAAAAUGGCAGAAGCAGGUGCCCAGGUGGCGCUAGUGGUCACCCCGUGUUACUACAAGGGUGCCAUGAAUAACUCGGCCCUUAUACAACACUAUGGCAAGGUGGCAGACAACAGCUCCAUACCGGUGUUGUUAUACAGUGUUCCGGCAAAUACCAACAUAACCAUCCCUCCGGCUGUGGUUGUAGAGUUGUCCAAACACCCCAACAUCAUCGGCCUGAAGGACAGUGGUGGUGAUAUAACUUCCAUUGGACUGCUCGCGUACAAAACCCAGGAAGCUGAUUUCCAGAUACUGGCCGGUUCAGCAGGAUUUCUACUCUCUGGCUAUGUCGUUGGCUGCGUGGGUGGAGUGUGUGCACUUGGAAAUGUCCUUGGGAAGGAGUUGUGUGACCUUGAGAAUUUGUUCAAAGCUGGAAAGUUUGAGGAAGCUAAACACCUCCAACACAGACUUAUAGCGCCGAACACUGCCGUAACCAAGCAGUUUGGAAUUCCAGGACUGAAGUGUGCUAUGGAGAUGAUGGGUUACUAUGGCGGUCCCACUCGGUCUCCCCUCCAGCCAUUGCCAAAAGACGACAAAGAAACAAUAAGGCAGAUUAUGUCUUCCACUGGAUUUUUGCCUUGAGAAAACUCUAACAUAACUUUUUAAUGAAACAAUUGCCCAAUAUUUAGAAAAAAAAUGGAAUCGAAAUCUUGCCAAAGAUGUCUGUCAUAAAGUACAUAAUCUGAAUGCUCUUUCUAUUUAAUUAUACAUGUACCAGAUACAUACAUAUAUAUAUUUAUGAUUAUUCAAAGCAGAUUUCCUUUGAUUUUACCUUAAUGACUCUGUGAUUAAUCUGAUUAUUUCAGUUCUAUUGGUGAACAGCGUUGGUAUCCAGGGUCUUGGUUGUAGCUGUCAAACCUCCCUCAUUAGGAGGGAGACUCUCUCAUUUGACCAAAAUUUACCAAUCUUCCUCGAAACUCCCUCAU
Mizuhopecten yessoensis (Yesso scallop) is the source of this 1534-nucleotide messenger RNA. RefSeq names its product 4-hydroxy-2-oxoglutarate aldolase, mitochondrial-like. The transcript is spliced from 7 exons. The record is from RefSeq and is a predicted model, not a curated record. NCBI's taxonomy places the organism in Eukaryota, Metazoa, Mollusca, Bivalvia, Pectinida, Pectinidae. Gene Ontology annotation, molecular function: 4-hydroxy-tetrahydrodipicolinate synthase activity; N-acetylneuraminate lyase activity. Gene Ontology annotation, biological process: N-acetylneuraminate catabolic process. The coding region runs from base 171 to 1190 and encodes 339 amino acids.